Messenger RNA from Indicator indicator, 1554 nucleotides. RefSeq names its product glycerol kinase 5 (gene GK5). Gene Ontology annotation, cellular component: mitochondrion. The record is from RefSeq and is a predicted model, not a curated record. Gene Ontology annotation, molecular function: glycerol kinase activity. Lineage: Eukaryota; Metazoa; Chordata; Aves; Piciformes; Indicatoridae. Gene Ontology annotation, biological process: triglyceride metabolic process; glycerol-3-phosphate biosynthetic process; glycerol metabolic process. Bases 1 to 1554 code for a protein of 517 amino acids. The transcript is spliced from 16 exons.
AUGCCGUGCGAGCAGCAGGAGAGCGCCGCUGCCACCGCGCGGUACGUGGUGGGGGUGGACGUGGGCAGCACGGUGCUCAAGUGCCACGUCUAUGACCAGGCGGCCGCCGUCAGAGGCUCCAGCUGCAGGAAGGUGGAAUCGCUUUAUCCUCGUCCUGGCUGGGUUGAAUUAGAUCCUGAAGUGCUGUGGAGUCAAUUUGUUGGUGUAAUAAAAGAGGCUGUACAAGCUGCAGGACUUCACAUGAGGCAAAUUGCUGGUCUGGGCAUCUCAACGCAGAGAGCAACUUUCAUUACGUGGCACAAGAAGACAGGGAAACCUUUUCAUAAUUUCAUAAGUUGGCAAGAUGUAAGAAGUGCUGAACUUGUGGAUUCCUGGAAUAAGUCCCUUCUGUUGAAGGUAAUACAUGUUAUUUUUACAGUGCUUCAUUUCUUGACUGGGAGUGAUCGCUAUUUGGCACCAAGUUUUCUUAAUUUUUCAACACAUCAAACUUCUAUGAAGUUGUCAUGGGUUUUUAAAAACAUAUAUGAGGCUGAAGAAGCUGCCAGAAAAAAUGAUUGCUGCUUUGGAACAGUUGACACGUGGUUAUUGUAUAGGCUGACUAAAGGUUCUGUGUAUGCUACAGAUUACUCAAAUGCCAGUGCUACAGGUGUUUUUGAACCCUUUACGAAAUGUUGGAACCCCACUUUGUGUCAUUUGCUUUCUAUUCCAAUGUCUAUUUAUCCACCGGUGAAAGACACAAGCUUCAACUUUGGAUCAACUGAUUGUGAAAUAUUUGGGGUACCUAUUCCAAUAAUGGCAAUGGUAGCUGAUCAGCAGUCAGCUAUGUUUGGAGAAUGCUGCUUUCAGCCAGGAGAUGUUAAACUGACCAUGGGAACAGGUGGAUUCUGGAAUGUGAAUACUGGCCAGCAGCUCUUUGCGUCACGGAGAGGUCUGUAUCCACUGAUUGGUUGGAAGAUUGGGGAAGAAGUUGUUUACUUGACCGAAGGCUGUAUGUCAGACAUUGGCUCUGCCAUCAGAUGGGCUCAGGAUAUAAAUCUUUUCACCAGUGUAGAUGAAACAGAAAAGAUGGCAUGGAGUAUUGUUGAUUCUCAAGGCGUUUGUUUUGUUCCAGAUUUUCAGGUUUCUGUGAAUGACCCUCUUCUCUGUGCCUCUUUCAUGGGGCUGAAACCUUCCACUACCAGAAACCAUCUCGUACGAGCUAUAUUGGAAUCUGUAGCUUUUCGAAACAAACAGCUUCAUGAUAUGAUUGUGAAGAAGGUACGCAUUCCUCUUCAAACUAUUCGAGCUGAUGGAGGCAUCAGUAAUAAUAGUUUUGUCAUGCAGAUGACAUCAGAUUUAAUUAAUAAGAGGAUAGAAAAACCUGCAAACGCAGACAUGUCUAGUCUUGGUGCAGCUUUUCUAGCGGGCCUGGCUUCAGGAUUUUGGACUGAUAAAGAACAACUAAAGAAGCUGAGGCAAGUAGAAGCAGUUUUUGAGCCCCAGAAGGGCUCAGAGGAAUACAAACCUGCUAUGGAUACUUGGCUGCAAGCAGUGAAACGCUCCCUGCACUGGUAG